GAGACGACUCUCCCCACUAGCAUCCACUCUGUUUGUAGCUGCCUUAGCUCUGUCAUUAAGUUAGUUCACCAGCCUCCCUACAGCCUGCUGCACUCUCAAAAGCAUUGCAGGUCUGUCCUUUUUUUACUGCGAUACAGACGAGUAGAGCAGCAGGUGAACUAAGUAACAUUUCGGGUAGAAGACACCGGUGGAGAUGUGUAAUAAGCUGCACUGGACACUAAGGACCUACCUGGCUGCCAGCCUAUCAACUGACAGCUGUCACCGCACCUAGCUGCUUAGCUAGCUGGCUAGGUGAGCUAACGGCUAACAAGUGUUUUUUCGGGCUCAUUGCCUGGCUAAAUUAGCCAGCCGGUGCUGUUCUUUGGUCAGAGUGGAAAGCGGCGACUUCCGCAUGGACGUUUCGUCUUAUUAUUUUCUCAACAUUAUUUGACUCCGCCUGCUGUUCAAACCAUGAGUUAGCCGAGGAGCGUCGGACCGCAGUGUUUGGGAUAUUUUGAGUUGCAACUAGGUAGCUAGCAUUUAGCUUGAAGCUAGCCGACUGCAUUCAUUCAAUUAUUGAAAAACUGCUAAGUGGUGAACACCAGCAUCUCAACGAACAGGGACUGGUUAUAUCCAAUCCAAAUUGUUGUGACGACACGACAAUAUUUUGGACUUGAACGUGCUUUGGAUAACCUCGGGGAGAAAUGAAGAAAUUUUUUGAUUCUCGUCGGGAGUUGGUGAGCUCUGGGCCUGGCUCCGGAGUCGGUGGAGGAGGCGCUAGUUCCGGCGGCGGUGGCAGCUUCAUCGGACGGGUCUUCACCAUUGGACGGUAUCAAGUGACCGUCGAGGAAAUUGUCGCCGAAGGAGGUUUUGCCAUAGUGUUUUUGGUGCGGACUCAUCAAGGUGUACGUUGUGCACUAAAAAGGAUGUAUGUCAACAAUGAACACGAUCUGCAAGUCUGCAAACUAGAGAUACAGAUUAUGAAGGACCUAGUGGGCAACAAACACAUAGUUGGCUUCCUGGACUCCAGCAUAGCUGCAGUUGGAGCUGGUGAUGUGUGGGAAGUCCUGAUUUUAAUGGACUUCUGUCGAGGUGGGCAGGUGGUUAACUUAAUGAACCAGCGGUUACAGACAGGCUUCACUGAAGCUGAGGUGUUGCAGAUCUUUUGUGACACGUGCGAGGCGGUCGCUCAUCUCCACCACUGCAAGACUCCAAUCAUCCAUCGAGAUCUUAAGGUGGAAAAUAUUCUUCUGCAUGACCGGGGACACUAUGUGCUCUGUGAUUUUGGAAGUGCCACCAACCGCUUCCAAAACCCUCAGACAGAGGGGGUGCCAGCCGUAGAGGAGGAGAUCAAGAAGUACACUACUCUGUCAUACCGCGCUCCAGAGAUGGUCAACCUCUACGGUGGAAUGGUCAUCACUACAAAGGCAGACAUUUGGGCCAUGGGUUGUCUACUCUAUAAGCUGUGCUACUUCACGCUUCCUUUUGGGGAGAGCCAAGUGGCUAUCUGUGACGGAAGUUUCACUAUCCCAGACAACUCCCGCUACUCCCAAGACAUGCACUGUCUCAUUAGAUACAUGUUGGAACCUGACCCAGAUAAGAGACCAGACAUCUACCAAAUAUCCUACUUUGCCUUUAAACUGGCUCGACGAGAGUGUCCAGUCCCAAAUGUAAAUAAUUCACCCAUUCCUGCAAAACUUCCUGAGCCCAUCAGAGCCAGUGAAGCUGUGGCCAAAAAGAGUCAAACCAAAGCCAGGCUCACAGACCCCGUUCCUACCUUGGAAACCUCAAUUGCACCUCGCCAACGACCCAAGGCUGGCCAGGCUCAGCCCCAGCCGAUAUCAGGCAUCCUUCCCAUCCAGCCAGCUCUCACUCCACGCAAGAGACCCAAUGUGGCUGCUGGAGCACCACAGGCCAUAGGUGUUGGUAUUAAUGUCCCACCUCCAGCCACAGCUGCUGUCCAGGCUGCUCAGCAGGCUCCUGCUGCACCACAGCCAGCUCAAACAGCCAACAUGCAGCCACAGGCUACACCGCAGCAUCAGCAGCUCCUCAUGAAGCAGCAGCAAGCUUCAGGCUUCUUAAGCCCACAGAGUAACCAGCAGCAUCACCUGGUACAGAGCCUUCAGCAGCAGCAACAAGCAGUGUCUCAGGCGUCCACCCUGCUGCACUCCAAAGCUAAGCCUGUUCCUCCAGUUAUUACCCUGCAACUGCAACACCAGCAGCAGCUGCAUGUAGCCCCUGUCCACGAAACAACAGCUCCUCAUCUGACAGCCAUCCCUGAGUCUGCAGUCGUUGGUCCUGCAGCUGACCCAGAGAUUGUGACAGCUAGCCGAGGGAUUCAGAAGGUUGGCUCAUUGACACCCCCCUCGUCGCCAAAGAUGGCCGCUAAAAGUGGCCACAGACGCAUAUUGAGCGAUGUCACUCACAGCGCCGUGUUCGGGGUCCCAGUCAGCAAGUCCACCCAGCUACUCCAGGCAGCCGCAGCUGAGGCGAGCCUCAACAAGUCCAAAUCAGCCAGCACCACUCCUUCUGGCUCCCCCUGCUCAUCCCAGCAGAGCGUGUACCAUCCAGGUGAUAAUGACACCCAGUCAGCCCUCACUGCACCCAGUACUCAGCCUAGCUGGAACCCCUUUGGGGAUGAUAACUUCUCCAAGCUCACAGCAGAGGAGCUACUUAACAAAGACUUUGCAAAGCUAGCUGAGCCUGCUGCACCGGGUGAGAAGGUCACAGGCUCCAGUGAAAACCUCAUUCCAGGGCUCAACACUUUCCCAGAUGAAAGAUCUGCAGACAUCAUGAGUGCAGGUUCAGUGUUGUUGACCGUCCCGGACCCCUUUAAUAGCCUUUCCCUCUCGGACACCACAGAGAAGCUGAUUGAGGGACUGAAGUCCCCUGAAACUUCUCUGCUGCUCCCAGACCUCUUAACCCUGGCCAACCCCUUCAAUAGUUCUGCAGAGAGCUCCACCCAUGUGAAGGCAGACGUGUGUGUCGAUUCACUGAUUCCGGGUUUGGAAGCCCCCCAGGCCCAGCUGCACUCAGGCCAGCCAGAGUUCAUCACUACCAGCAUGCCAGACUCUCUCACUGGGGAGGACUCUCUGCUGGGUUGCGAUCUGUUAUCUCAUACUUCUCCUCAUGGGAACCAGUCGGUUUCUGCUCUCCCUUCCUCCUCCUCCUCCUGCUCCUCUGCUCCUCCUGGCUCCGGCCCUGGAUCCUGUCUGGAGGAGCUGCCGCCUGGUCAGACAGCUUCUGACUCUGCCUUCCUCAUGUCGUGUGGGGAGAAGGGCAAUGACGACGAGUUUGACCCUAUUCCUGUGCUCAUCUCCAAAAACUCAAAUCAAGAUGUGCAAGGGGAGAGUAAUGGCUACUCUGUGCUCGGUGAGGGACAAGAGACUGAACCUCAAGAAGGAGAUUCUCAAGCACGUGAGGGAUGCAUGCACUCCAGCGAUGAAGAUGAUGAUGAGGAGGAGGAAGCCCAUAAAGAGGAGCAGGAGAAUGUGGUAGCCAUUAAGAGUCAUGCAGCAGCCCAUGACAGCAGCGGCGCCAGACCUCUGCUGCUGGACUCUGAGGAUGAAGAAGAACAAGGACCUCAGUUAGCCCUCCACUCAUCACCGCACUCCAGCGCCGUACCAACACAACCAUCUACUACCUUCCACCAACCUACUCCGAGCACCUUUGCUCAGAAUCAUUCCCAGCAUGUACACGAACCAGCAAAAGGUGCAGAUGUCGCUGCAGAUGUCUUCUCAAAAGCCCCCUUUCGGAUUGCGCAAGAAGAGCCGGCUGAUGUGUUUGCUAACGCUCCGUUUCCACGUGGCCCCCUCGCAGCUCCGCAGCAGUUUGAUGUAUUCUCUCAGGCUCCCUUCGGAAAAAGAAAGGAGGCUAUGGGAGCUCAGCUCUCGUAUCCUCAUGCAGCUGGAGUUCAUGCUGUUACCCCUGAUCAAGGUGUGUUGGGACAAGUUGCCCAGCAACCAUUCCGCCCACAAGCUCUGGCCAAAUAUUCCCGACACUUUGAGGGACCUGUGCCCCAGCAGCCAGUAGCAGCUCAUCGAGUAGUGUCUAACGUGAGCAGGCAAGCUGCUGUGGCAUCAGUCCCCGUUGGACCUCUUCACUCAUGGACCUCAGAAGUGGGCGCUGUAGACCCUUUCGUCUCUGCACCAUUUCACCUCAAGGCCCCGCAAGAAAAACCCUGAACGCACACUCAGCGGUCAGGGCAGUGGGUAUCAGCGCUCAUCACUGAAUUAUGCAAACUCUAACAGGCAUACUGCAUGCUGUCACCAGCGCCGCAGCUGGACUGCAGGCCUGCAUGGAUCUCAUUCUUAACUGGCUCCAAUUAGUGAUAGUGCAACGUCAUCUUUACACUUGAAUGCUCAGUUAGAUUUAAAAAAACUGACAUCAUUUCCUGACUCCUAGUAGCUUUUUAUUUUUUCUGUCACAUCCUUUUACUUUUCGAAUUGUCUUCAAUCCUUUUGGUACGUACAUCUAUACAGAGACAAUAUGGUGGUCAAGCAUUUGAUUGUUUUCUUGCCUACCUCAGUUACUUUUUGUGUCAGCACGGAAACACCACACAGUGAGGGAGUACAAUGAUUGUGUGCAGCUUUGGCUGUUUCAUUUCCUGUAUAUUUGAGCUUUACUGUGAAAUUAUGAUCUGGUGACUGCGGAAGCCGAGGACGGCUGUGCUUGCACUUAUUUUUUAAUGCCAAUUUAUCAAGAUCGUAAGUUAAUUACGGGUUUAAUUAUGUUGAUUCUUAAAAAAACAAAUGGAAGAUUCCUGGAGAUAACAAGAUGAUUUGUCACAAGAAAACUAGUUUUGUUUUCUCAAGUUCAUGGGAUAAUUACUGAGAACUUGAAAAUGAGGGUCUGGGUUAUUUGAUCCCAACUAAUUUCAGGCUUCAUGAACAGCUGUCAUGGUUUAAAUCAGUUGCUACAGUUGUCAAGAUGCUAUCUGUACAUGUCAGCAUGGCACUCCUGAUCUUUGAUAAACAUUUUAACUAAUAAGAGCACACCUCCGUUUGUUUUCUUGUGGUAACAGGUUGAUCUUCUCGUUAUCUCAAGAUAGCAAAGCUCAUUUUCUCAAAAUAACAAAAUAAUGAACUCGUGAUCUUGAGAUAACCACAUUAAAACAUUUCAAGCAUGGCCGUUCUUUCGUCUGUAAUGCCUCAUUCCUUCUUUAUGUUAGUUCUCAAAAUUGUGCGAUGUAGCUUGAAUCACAAGAUCAUAACUUCACAGAAGCUCAGAGGAAGAAAAGACACUGUAAAGAUAUUUCAGAGGCAUUUAUCUGUUGUUACAUCAAACGAGCAAUUUGUUAACAACCUUACAAUUAUGCCCUCAGAGUCAGUACUUUGGGCGCUUUGGGUUUUAUGCUUGACGGUUUGUUCUGACGCAGAUGCUGGAUAAUGAUGCAUAGACAUUUCAAGGACAACGUGUUUAUGUGAAAUGUAACUUUUUGUUGUUUCAUUCCAAAAUGUUUUGCAUUUUGUCAUGUAUUAUCCGUGUGGUCACUGUCCUGUCUGAUGAAAAUGGAAUAUCAGUGUUUAUUCCAUGAAACGUACGAGCCGUGUUUAAGUAGAAAAUACAUUAUAGUGGUUCCAAUGUUAGAUAAAUGUAGAAGACUUUUCUUUGUAUCUAAUUACGCUACAAGAUGAUCUCUCAGAAGCCUUAUGCUCUUACAGUACAUCCCUCUGACCACAUCGAACAGCAUCAAUCACUUUUGCCUUCUGUGCCCUCCUUAAGAAAUCUGCUGCAUUGAUCAUUUUAUUGCACUGGCAUUCAGCACCAAAUACGUGUGUACAAUCGUGUACAACUUCCUUUUGCUGUCUGCAGUAUGCUAAUGCACCAUCCAACUCUAUAAUGCAUCUCUAUGGUAGGUCUCUAUAAACUCCAACUGUGUACUAACUGUGACUCACACGUACAAACAACUGACGUGAAAACAUAAACUGCAACUUAAAUAAAAGCUUUCCUGCAGUCACAAAUAUCUACAGCACUUAUGCUUCGCAGUUCCAGUCAGGGAUUGUAAUAGUAGUAUCUUCUAAGUGACAUCUUGAAUGGUGACUGAUUGAUGACAUUCCUUUUGAGUUUAUUUCCAUCGCCAUUUGGGAAUAUUUUAUUAUCCUUGUGCUCUGUAAAAUCUUGGAACACUUUUUGGUUCCCAUCGUGGCACUUUUUAGAAAGGGGAUCCAACCUGUCUCAGCCCAAAGUUUAAUUCAUGUAUUCCUCUGUUGCAUUGUAAAAUCCUGUUUUCUUUUCUAUUUGAAGUGUACAAUCUUUUUAUAUAUAUAUAUAUAUAUAUAUAUAUAUAUAUAUAUAUAUAUAUAUAUAAAUGCUCACUUUCUUCACCCACCUUGUAUACAUGAAGGUUGCACAUCGUCACUGACACAGAGUCAGGGUUCCCUAAGAAUGCGUUAUGAUUGUAACACAGCUGUAUAAUGUAUUUCAACAA
This is a messenger RNA of Epinephelus fuscoguttatus (brown-marbled grouper), 6409 nucleotides long. RefSeq names its product AP2-associated protein kinase 1-like. The transcript has 21 exons. Gene Ontology annotation, molecular function: protein kinase activity; ATP binding. The record is from RefSeq and is a predicted model, not a curated record. The coding region runs from base 684 to 4163 and encodes 1159 amino acids. Lineage: Eukaryota; Metazoa; Chordata; Actinopteri; Perciformes; Serranidae. Gene Ontology annotation, biological process: protein phosphorylation.